Molecule: messenger RNA, 447 nt
Organism: Eurytemora carolleeae
Lineage: Eukaryota; Metazoa; Arthropoda; Copepoda; Calanoida; Temoridae
Product: ATP-citrate synthase-like
Exons: 2
Coding region: 43-432 (129 amino acids)
Biological process (GO): fatty acid biosynthetic process; acetyl-CoA biosynthetic process; tricarboxylic acid cycle
Cellular component (GO): cytosol
Molecular function (GO): ATP citrate synthase activity
Source: RefSeq, a predicted model, not a curated record
UAGGGAGAUAGAUUUGGAGGAGCGCUAGACGGUGCCGCCAACAUGUUCACAGAGGCAUUCGACUCUAAUCUAAUCCCCAUGGAGUUCGUGAACAAAACUAGGAAGGAAGGACGUCUCAUCAUGGGUAUUGGCCACAGAGUCAAAUCCAUCAACAAUCCGGACAAGAGGGUGACCUUAGUUAAGGAGUUCUCUAAGGAGAACUUCCCGAAGACCACCCUGUUGGACUACGCCCUGGAGGUUGAGAAGAUUACUACGAGUAAGAAACCUAAUCUUAUUCUCAACGUUGACGGUUGUAUUGCUGUGUGCUUUGUAGAUCUACUGAGACACAGUGGAUGUUUCACCAAGGAUGAAGCUGAAACUUACAUAAAGACAGGUUCUCUGAAUGGAAUGUUCGUACUGGGACGAAGCAUCGGAUUCAUUGGUAACAUUUAGUUUCAUCCCCUUUAA